Molecule: messenger RNA, 564 nt
Organism: Trichomonas vaginalis G3
Lineage: Eukaryota; Parabasalia; Trichomonadida; Trichomonadidae
Exons: 1
Coding region: 1-564 (187 amino acids)
Source: RefSeq, a predicted model, not a curated record
AUGGAAACAUUAGCUGGAGUGUUAAAUGCUCUCAUAAAUACUACAAUAAACAAGGAUAACGAAGAAAACUUGAUGAAUGUUAAACUUAUUGCAGGAGUUUUGAAGUUCAGUUAUGCGAAAGAGUUUAAGAUACCAAGAAUGAGUCAUAGAGUACAACUUCUUUUGGGAGCAUACCAUAUGACAUUUCCUUUGAAAAGUGUUGACAAAACGAUUGAGAUGAAAUCUGUUCCAUACGUAUGUUAUGGUAAUUGUUUGUACAUUGAGUCAAAAAUAGCUAAUGUCACAGGUAUUUCAGGAGUUAAUAGUAAAGGUUCAGUAGAAUAUAAAUCCUUCUGUUAUGCAGUCAAUUCAAUGUUCAUUCCAAACGUUCCUGUCAUAGCAACUCAUUUAGGUAAAUGGGUUCGCAUUAGUCCUCAUAAUUUGAAAGACAUGCAAUUCAGACUUGUUGACUUUCAAGGAGAGCCUGUAGAACUGAAGGCACCAGUGCGAAUGACUGUUGAAGUUGACUUUUUAGAAAAUAUUAAAUGCAACAGCUUACAAGAGAACUCAGAGCUAAAAAUAUAA